Messenger RNA from Mesocestoides corti, 1482 nucleotides. The record is from the annotation of a GenBank genome assembly. Lineage: Eukaryota; Metazoa; Platyhelminthes; Cestoda; Cyclophyllidea; Mesocestoididae.
AUGAGCUUUACAUCUCAGAACAAGAGUGAUAUCUCAUCUUCCUCCAUGUUAUCUUCCUCAAUUCUCCGACCGUCAGUGUUAUCAAAUAAGCUGCCAUCAGUUAACGUGGAUGUGACUACACCUUUCCAGUCAACCACCAAACUGGAGAAACCCCUUGUGGAUCCACCAACCUUUAAACCCGCUGGUCCCGCUUCCACUUCAACUAGACUUACCAGUGCUCCGGGUUAUGUCUUUGGACAAAACAUGAGUUCUCGUGUCGUGAAUGCACCUCAAGGGGCUUCAGAAAAUAUCUGGCAAGCAGUUAAAUCGGGUGCUUGUGACACAGACAAUAACCAAGACAACACGGGCGAUUCUGUGUUCACAACUCUCGCCAAGGUGGUGACCAAGUCCACUGACUCCAAGGUACCAGUACACCUCGAGGAAUCCGCUGUGGCUCUUGCCCGAAAGCGCAACGCGGCACAAAUUGCCUUGCCAUCCAAUUCCAGUGGAGAACCCCACGAAAUCACCACAGGAGAGGAGGAUGAGCGAACCGUUCUGGAGCUCACUUGCAACUCUUAUGUCUUCAAUCGCGAUUCAACUCAAUGGACGCCAAUUGGGCAGAGCUACCUCCAUCUAAACGAUGCCACGCAAUCCUCCGCCUCGUCUCGUCUCAUAAUUCGCCUGCAAUCGACGCGUCGGGUGGUGGUGAACACUCGCAUCUGGUCGGAAAUGCCUGUGGCCUACGUGGCAGAGAACAAAGCGGUGCGGAUCGGCGCGAUGACGGUGGCCGGUCAGAAUGACGUCGAGGGUUCCAUUCGCACCUACAUGCUUCGAUUUGCGACCACAAACUUAGCUUUAACUUUUUUUGAGUCGCUGGAAGAAAGGAAGAAUCACGCGGAGAAAUUGGAUAUGGUUGUCAAGCGUCCAAGAGUUGACGAAUCGCAGGAAUCAACGGAAGGGGGUAGCAUUUCUUGCGAUUCUGCAUUCUCCGAAACAAACCGCAAAACGCCUACUCAAGAGGAUCAGAUUUCAGAUCCCCACACCAUCGCGUUACCUUUACCUGCGGCCUGUACAAAAUCUGGAUGUGCUACUGUACUCUCUCUUCCGUGCCAGCGCGUUAGACUAUACGACGCGUCGAAUGACCUGCUAGAGGACGUCGAGGCACAGGGUGUUUCUGUGCAGAUCACCGACUACCCUCCCAAUGGCCCCGCAGUCCUUGAAGUGACCGCUCCAAACGGCGCUGGAGAGUCACUUCUGACCGUCGCCGUUGGUCUCCGCCUAGCUUUUUGUCAAAUCGGAGAUGCAGAGGUACAUGUUUUCGUAGUGGCUGCUUCCGAGGACCAAACCGAGCAAGAAGGAAGCCUGAAAAAAAGUUGCCAUAUUCAGUUGGCGUCGUCAUCAGAUGCUGAUAGGCUCUAUCGGUCCCUCCUUCUUCGCGUCAACCGCCUUUUCAUGGAAAGUUCUGGUUUACUAAAGGAACCUGAGGGUAAGUGCUUAAAUUAG